Messenger RNA from Toxotes jaculatrix (banded archerfish), 4801 nucleotides. RefSeq names its product thrombospondin-2-like. Gene Ontology annotation, molecular function: calcium ion binding; protein binding. Gene Ontology annotation, biological process: cell adhesion; negative regulation of angiogenesis. The record is from RefSeq and is a predicted model, not a curated record. The transcript has 21 exons. Bases 1157 to 4414 code for a protein of 1085 amino acids. Gene Ontology annotation, cellular component: extracellular region. NCBI's taxonomy places the organism in Eukaryota, Metazoa, Chordata, Actinopteri, Toxotidae.
UUGCAUAAAGUGCCCUGUUUCUCAACCUUGCCUGAGUCUCACUAGAGGUCUUCUGGUUGCUUUUGCAGCUUUGACUUCAGCCCAGGAUAGCCCUGCAGCCUUCAAUCAGUUUCACCUUUCUGAGAGCGUGAGCGGAGUGCCCUCUUUAAAAGUGUUUUCUCUCUAAUAAACACAGAGAAACAGACAGACUUUGAGAGAGAUCCCAGAACAGAAUGUGCCUUCCACAAGGCAUAUCAGUCCAAGAGUGCUGCCAAGUAAUCUCACCCAAGUCUUUACCUUAUAUAUCCCCUCAGACCUUAUUACUUUUGGGCUUUUUUCUGACUCGCAGAGCAGUGACAACACCUGCGUUCACUGUCUCCAAUGUUGAACCACUUCCAGGAAGAAACAUGGUGUCUGUUCCUAUUUGUUCUUCGUUGUGAUGUUUUUAGGUAUUUGGAAACAGAGAAUUUGUUGGAACUUUGUGUGUGUGUGUGUGUGUGUGUGUGUGUGUGUGUGUGUGUGUGGUGUGUGUGUGUGUGUGUGUGAAUGAGUGUGUUUGUAUGGGCACAGGCGCUUGCAUGUGUGCACACAUCUGUGAGAUUCAUUAUUCCACAAGUGGAGUCUACAGAUGGAAAAUAUGAUUCAGGAUGAUGAUGCCUCUUUGACUCAGCAGGGAGAAGACUAAAAGAGAGAGAAAGAGAGAGAGAGGAAAGUGAUGAGGAAGAAGAGAGAGAGGAAGGAAAGAGAGAUGAUGAUCCCAAUGGAAGUAGAUGUUUUUGUAUUCCAUCAGGUUUCUCGUCUUUAUCUCAUGAUCUUCUGCAGAAAUCAAGAAAGUCAGUCCCAAACACACACACACACGCGCGUUCGCACGCGUGCGUGAGAACACACACAUCAAGCCUCUCAUUUUCCCCAGGGAUUCAUAUUGAUGCCAGUUUUCUCACUCCUAAAAUAUUGGAAAACUCUAACAGCCAAUAUGAGUGUGUGUGUUCCAAUGUGUGAGUGCAGGUUUGUGUGUGAGCCUAAGUUUGGAGGGUGAAGAGUGUAAAUGAUGUGUCUGGGAAACCUGCAUCAAGAUGUCAACACACACACACACACACACACACAGUUCCUUCCAUCCAGCUGGGUUUCUCGCUGGGAGAUAUGCAGCCCAGUUCAUCGCCAGACAGACGGGUAAUAUAUGGCCCCCGCUCCUGCCUCACACACACACACAUACACACACAUGCAGAAACACACUCUCAAACAAAUACAUAACCACAUUAGAAAUUUCUACAGAACUAACAGAGCUGUCCGCAUGUUCUUCACUCAGAUUCCUCACUCACCAGCCUCUUCCCUGUUGGAAGCCGUGCCGGUGAUCCUCGGUCCGGAUGCCAAGGUGAGAAGGAAACAAGGAGACAAGGAAAUAAGGAAGAGGAAAAGGAGACAGACAUUCCAUCUCAGCCCCUGUGGAGCUGCAGCAGGGACGAGCCUACCAGCCGUGAUUUCUAAUCGUGAAGAAAGGCAGAGCUGCGAGGAGUACGCAGGUAUGCAAGGAAUGAGUCCACUGAGAGGUUUCUCCUGGCUUUUGAUAUCCCUCUAUGCAGCAGCCGUGUGUGCAGGUGUGGGUGGUGCAAAGGUUGACAACGUGUCGUCAGAAAUCUGUCGUCAUCCAUGUGAGGAACUGUUCGAUUUACUCACUGAGAUCCAGGGCCUGCGCAUUGUGACCAGCAACCUGCUUGAAGACCUGGAGAGAGUAACAAGGGAAAAUGAGGAAAUGCGUAUAUCUUUGGCUGAGUUGAGCAACAGCAGCAAUAACAACAACAACAACAACAACAACAGCAGCAGCAGCGGCAGCAGCAGAGGUGGUGGCGGCGGCGGCGAUGACAAUGAUCUUGACAGAGACAGAGACGGGGAGGUCUGGUGUGUGCAGGACGGACGAGUGUACGAGCAGGGGGAGGCUUGGGAAGUUGACAGCUGCACCUCCUGUACUUGCCAGGAUGGAAAGGUAGUGUGUCAGCAGGUGUCUUGCCCUCCUGUAUCCUGCAUCAAUCCAUCCUUUAUUGAUGGAAAGUGCUGCCCUGUCUGUCUCAAUAAUGCAGAUGGCUGGUCCCCAUGGUCUGAGUGGACCCACUGUUCUGUCACCUGUGGACGUGGAGGGCAGCAAAGGGGCCGAUCAUGCAAUGGCAUCAUGCCGCCCUGUUCUGGCCCGUCGGUUCAAACCCGCAGCUGCACGCUGGUGAAGUGUGACCGCAAGGGGCGUGCUAACGGGAACUGGGGCCUUUGGUCUCCUUGGUCUGCUUGUACAACCACAUGUGGAGAAGGAAACAUCACACGAGUACGUCUGUGCAACAACCCUCCUCCUCAGAAGGGGGGCAAAGGGUGCUCGGGCAGCUCCAGGGAGACACAACCCUGCAACAACACACUCUGCCCCAUUGCUGGAGGCUGGACAUCCUGGACCGAAUGGUCACUGUGCUCACAGACUUGUGGAGGAGGCCUGUCAAGCCGCCAGAGAGAGUGCUUGAACCCUGCACCUCAGAACGGUGGGAAGCAUUGUGCUGGAGACGCCAUGGACUAUGAAGCUUGUAACAAACAACCAUGUCCUAUAGACACGUGUUUGCUGUCAAAUCCAUGUUUUCCUGGAGUGAAAUGCACAUCACACAGUGAUGGAUCAUGGGAAUGUGGACGCUGUCCUUUGGGUUUAUAUGGCAAUGGCACUCACUGUGAAGAUGAAAAUGAGUGUGAAGUGGAAGGUGUGUGUGUUACAGAGUGUGUAAACACAGACCCCGGGUUCUACUGUCUGCCUUGUCCUCCUCGCUAUAAAGGAACACAGCCAUAUGGCCUUGGACUGCAGGAAGCCCAGAGAAUCAGGCAGGUGUGUGAACCAUACAAUCCCUGCAAAGACAACACACACACCUGCCACAAAUAUGCUGAAUGUGUGUACCUGGGCCUGGCAUCUGAGGUCUUGUACAAGUGUAUUUGUGCUGUUGGGUUUGCGGGUGAUGGCUUUUCGUGUGGUGAAGACUCUGAUCUGGAUGGCUGGCCCAACAACAGAUUGCCCUGCAAGCAAAAUGCGACCUAUCACUGUCAAAAGGAUAAUUGCCCCAUGCUACCAAACUCUGGACAGGAAGACCUGGACAAGGACGGACAGGGAGACGCCUGUGAUCCUGAUGAUGACAAUGAUGACAUCAUGGAUGAGAGGGACAACUGCCCGCUGGUGUACAACCCUCGACAGUUUGACUCUGACAGAGACGGGGUCGGGGACCGCUGUGACAACUGUCCAUUUGAUAGCAACCCACUGCAGACAGACACUGAUGACAACGGAGAGGGAGACGCCUGCAGCAUUGACAUAGAUGGAGAUGAGGUUCUGAAUGACCGUGACAACUGUCCCUUAGUCUACAACACUGACCAGAGGGACACGGACCUGGACGGUGUUGGAGACCAGUGUGACAACUGUCCCCUUCUACACAACCCACUGCAGCUUGACUCUGACAGUGACCUGGUGGGGGACAUGUGCGAUGAUAACGACGACAUUGAUGAGGACGGCCACCAAAACUCUCUUGACAACUGUCCCUACAUUGCCAACAGCAACCAGGCUGACCAUGAUAAGGACGGGAAGGGAGAUGCCUGUGACCACGACGAUGACAAUGAUGGUGUCCCUGACGACCGGGACAACUGCAGACUGGUGCCCAACAGGGACCAACUGGACUCUGAUGGUGAUGGCAGUGGAGAAGCUUGUUUUGAUGACUUUGACAAUGACAGUAUUCCAGAUGCGCUGGAUCCCUGUCCACUGAACCAGGAUAUUGGGUCUACAGAUUUCAGGAAGUUUCAGGUUGUUUUGUUGGACCCUAAAGGCACAACACAGUCUGAUCCCCUCUGGGUGAUCCGCAGCCAAGGUACAGAGUUGCUGCAGACGGCCAACUCGGACCCUGGCAUCGCUUUAGGAUAUGACAAAUUUAGUGCAGUAGACUUCAGUGUGACGUUUUAUGUGAACACCAACCGAGAUGAUGACUACGCAGGCAUUGUGUUCGCCUACCAGUCAAGUCAGCGCUUCUAUGUUGUCAUGUGGAAACAGGUGUCUCAGGCCUACUGGGAGAAAAGGCCGUCCAAAGCUUUCGGCACAGCGGGCGUCUCCAUCAAACUGGUCAACUCCACCACAGGACCAGGGGAGUAUCUACGCAACGCCCUCUGGCACACCGGAAAUACCAGACACCAGGUCAAAACAUUGUGGCAUGACCCCAAUAAUAUUGGCUGGAAGGACUACACAGCCUACCGCAUGCACCUUAUCCACAGACCCAAGACUGGGUUCAUCAGGGUGGUGGUCUAUGAGGGCAGGGAGAUUUUAGCCGACUCGGGGGCCGUGUACGACCACACCUUGGCUGGAGGCAGACUGGGACUGUUUGUCUUCUCUCAGGAACACGUCCUCUUCUCAGACCUCAAAUAUGAGUGCAGAGAUAACUGAAUUAUUUUUGCUGGGAUCUUCAGGAAACUCUACAACAAGAGAUGCACCAGAGAUGCACAGUAAUUUCAGAAAAUCUAAAUACAACUGAGAGAGAGAGAGGAUGCACCAAGACCCAGGCCUUUAUCCAGCUAAGACUAUCAAUUAGUGACCAUCAUCUAUCAGCUUUUUAUGCUACAUUAUUGAUUUCAGACUGUCUCAUUCGCUGUAUGUUACUGUAGGACUCUGACAGCAUCUCUAAUGACAGCAACUUCUUAUUGCUUUUCAUUUGCGCUUUCCUAAUGGUUGUAAAUAAUUAUUUAUUGCCAGAUGCCAAACAUGAAAGGGAGAGAUGUGUGGAUAAACUGAAGAUGAAUUCAGCAGAGCAGAUGUCUGGUGGUAACUUAUCAA